AUGAUCAUUAUACUUUAGGGAAAAAAAGUAAAGUCAAAUAAAGUGUUAAGACUUAAAAUUAUCAAAAUUAUUCAAAGGAACAUUUAUCAAAUAAUUCAUGAGAAUCAUAAAGGAAAACUAAAUUAAAAUAGAUUUGAGAACUUUACCAAGGGCAAGAAGAAAAUAGAAAAUAUAGUUUAAGAAAUUGAAAAAGAAAAAGAAAGUCCUGAAGAUGGGACUCAAAUAAGAGAGAGUGAGACAAUCGGAAAGUUUGCAAAGUCAACACUUGACCCAAAGUAUUUUGAAAAAGAAAAGAGAGCUCCAAAAAAGAAAUUUUUGAAAACUCAACCUCUUAAAGAAAAGAAUAAAACUGAUGAAAUUUAAAUAAAAUAGUCCUCCAUUUAAACAGUAGUUGAGUCACGUCUUAAUGUUCACACAGAUAAUAUUUCAAGCAAUUUGAUAAGUUUAUUAAGUGUUGAAAAAUUAGACUCAGCAAGGUCUUAUAUUCCUUUGGGAAAGGAUGUAGAAUUUUCAAUUCAACCAAACCAACCAGGUAAUUUAGGUGCCUAGUGCUUUGCAAAAAAGAAAUGCCAAUUCAUUAUGAAAAUUAACAGGACUAUCAUUUAAGCAUCUGAUGGCUAUAAUUAUCGGUGCAGCAAUCGAGAUUGUAGGUCAAGAGCAUGCAUUAGAGAGGGUACACUUUUUAAGAUUUCUAAACUCACUAUAAUGGAGAUUGCUCGUCUAAUAUUUCAUUACUAUGUUAGAACUUAUAACGCUGCAUAAGCACAUUCCGAAUUAAGGGAAAUGGUAAAUGAAAAAAUAAAUCCAUAUGGAGUACCCGGAAACAAGUUCAAACAUGAAGAUGAUGUUUAUAGAUUAAAUUACAAAGCUGUUUUUACGAUGUAUAAGCAUGCUAGGCAGCAAAUACACAUAUGGACAUAAAAUUUGUACAGAAAAACUAAAUUAGGAAAAUUUGGAAGAACGGUGGAAAUUGAUGAGUCCGUUUUUUCACAUGAAUAAAGAGAUGGUAAAAAUGAAAAAGUGUGGGUUUUAGGAUUUUAUGAGAGAUAAACCAAAGAAGCUCGAGCUAUUAAGGUUAAAGAUCGAUCAGAAGAAACAUUGACUUAAGUUAUUCUAGAAAACGUUGAAGAAGGAGCAGAAAUUUAUACAGAUUUUUGGAGAGGCUAUAACAGCUUAAAAACUUAUUACACUCAUAGAGUUGUAAAUAAAGCUAUGAAAGGGUAUGGAACUUCUGAAUUCCAAACUACAAACCAUGUAGAGUGUUUAUGUUUGAUGGUUAAAACUUUAUGGAGACUACAAAUGAACUUGAUUAAAAUGAUGACAUUUUUUAAGAUUAUGAUUUAAAUCCAAUUGAAAAUAAGGAGAAUGAAUUAAGGAAUCCAUUUGUUGGCAUUAAAACUUAGAAAGAAAUUGACUCAGAUGAAGAAGGAGUUUUUAAUAUGA
Molecule: messenger RNA, 1443 nt
Organism: Stylonychia lemnae
Lineage: Eukaryota; Ciliophora; Spirotrichea; Sporadotrichida; Oxytrichidae
Source: the annotation of a GenBank genome assembly